Messenger RNA from Sphenostylis stenocarpa, 720 nucleotides. Lineage: Eukaryota; Viridiplantae; Streptophyta; Magnoliopsida; Fabales; Fabaceae. The record is from the annotation of a GenBank genome assembly.
AUGAGUCAAUUGCAAGGAUCGUCUUCACUUAAACGGAAACGACAAGACUUGGCUUUAGUGUCGGGAUCUAUGACAGAUGGUGAACGUGUAUUGUACAAUCUCAUACAUAGCAAGAAAGACAUGGGAAUCUGGACAGGGGACAUGAAACGACAAACGAACCUACCUGACAGCAUAGUAAAAAAAUCCUUGAAGUUGCUUCAAUCCAAGAAUCUGAUAAAGGAGGUUGUUAACAUUCAAAACAAAGGUAGAAAACACUACAUGGCAGCUGAGUUUGAACCAUCCAAGGAAAUCACUGGUGGGGAUUGGUAUACUCAAGGGAGUCUUGAUACUGAUUUCAUAAACCUUGUAAAGGAGGUGUGCUUGAAGUGCAUUUUCAGGCAGAAAGUUGCCACACGAGAUGGAGUUUUGGAGUGGAGCAGAAAGAGUGGUGUCUUCACGGUUGAAGUCACAACACAGCAAAUAGAUGAGAUUUUGCGAGCUUUGGUUUUGGAUGACGAGAUUGAAGAAGUGAAAAGCACUGGACUAGGGGAUUUUUCUUCUGUUCCUGUUGGCAGAAUUUGUUACAGAUGCAAAAGUAAAGGUGGCAACAGAGGGGAACAUAAACCCGGUGCCAUGGCGUCCAUUCCAUGUGGAGUUUGUCCACGAAUAAACUUCUGUACACCAGAUGGCAUUAUCUCCCCAAGAACUUGUGUCUAUUAUCAGAAAUGGUUGGACUUCUAA